Molecule: messenger RNA, 3886 nt
Organism: Xenopus tropicalis (tropical clawed frog)
Lineage: Eukaryota; Metazoa; Chordata; Amphibia; Anura; Pipidae
Gene: tnn
Product: tenascin N
Exons: 17
Coding region: 34-3363 (1109 amino acids)
Source: RefSeq, a predicted model, not a curated record
GUGCUGGGACUGGGGCACUUAAACCUCUGUCAGAUGAAGGGAACCAGCAGAACUAAAGCCAUCAGACUGAGGAAUUCAGGAAUGGACAUUAUUAUGUCUUUCUGGGCGGUUUUGGUGUUUCUCUUGUGUGCCCCCCCUUAUCUGCUGACUUCUGCUGCUGCUAUAAAAACUACCCAAAUUGAUAAUUGUAGCAGUGAGAAAGGCCUCACAUUUACCCAUGUGUAUAGCAGCCCUGGCGAGGAGAAUGAGAAGCUUCAAACAGUGCAUUCAGAUGAGCAGAAUCUUGUCUUUAGGCAUUAUAUCCAUCUCCAAAACCCUGCAGCAGACUGUGAGAAAAACAAGCUACUUAAUGACCUGCUGUCCAGACUACAAGCUUUAGAAGUGGAGAUGAAAGAAUUAAAGGAGAAGUGUGAUGGGUGCUGUGGAGGAUCAGGGGCCUGCCAUAACUGCAAUGGACAUGGAAGGUUUCUUCCACAAUUGGGUCAUUGCCAGUGUGAUGAAGGCUGGGAGGGGGAUGACUGUUCUACAAAGAGUUGCCCUAACAACUGUGCAGGGAAUGGGAAAUGUAUUGAUGGUGUUUGCCAGUGCGCACCAGGCUAUAGUGGUCCAGACUGCAGUGAGAAGGUGUGUCCCUUUGAUUGUGGUAAGUAUGGAACAUGUGAAGAUGGCUCCUGUAAAUGUGCAGAAGGGUACACUGGCCCAGCAUGUAGAAAGAAAAAAUGUCCCUUCGACUGUGGUGAAUUUGGGACUUGUGUUGAUGGUACCUGCCAGUGCUCAGAGGGGUACACUGGGCCAGCAUGCAGAAAAAAGAAGUGUCCUUUAGACUGUGGUGAACAUGGAAAGUGUAUUGAUGGAUCUUGCAAAUGUUCAGAGGGAUACAAGGGCGUGGACUGCAAAGAAAAGAAGUGUGCUGUUGACUGUGGCCCCAAUGGACGAUGUGUUGAUGGACAAUGUGUUUGCAACGAUGGUUUCAUGGGAAGCAGUUGUUCAAUAGAAAUCGCUAGUCUCUGCAGUGGACACGGCAAGUACCUAAUGGACACUGGUGGUUGUCAGUGUGAUGAUGGCUGGGAGGGAACUGACUGUUCACAGAGAAGUUGUCCAAAUAAUUGUGACAAUAAUGGGGUAUGUGUUGAUGGAGUAUGCCAGUGCUUCAGUGGUUACACUGGCCUAGACUGCAGUGAGAGGGAGUGUCCAUUUGAUUGUGGAGAGCAUGGCAGUUGUGUUGAUGGAGCUUGCAAGUGCUCAGUUGGAUACACCGGGCUGACUUGCAGAGAAGAAGACUGCCUUGUGAAUUGUGGUGAAAAUGGGCGCUGCGAUGGUGGCCAGUGCUUCUGCGAGGAGGGAUUUAUUGGGGAAGAUUGUUCUGAAGUGAUUACAGUGCAGAAUUUACAUUUGAUCAGUGCUACAGAGGAUUCACUGAGCAUCGCUUGGGAUAUGUUGCUUGAAGUGGAUUAUUACUUGCUUGUAUAUUACCCCUUGGACAAUGAAGGCUUAAAAAAGGAAAUACAAGUAUCUGUAGACAAGGAUACAUACCAAAUCAUGGGUUUGAAUCCUGGUACCAAAUAUAAGGUGCUCAUGUACAAUGCAAAGAAUGGAGUGACCAGCCAGCCAGCAGAACUGCUUGCCAAAACAGAUAGUAUUUCACUGGGGACUCUGUGGGUUGCAGAAGAGACAGAAGACUCUUUGGAAGUAGAAUGGGAAAAUCCCAUUGUAAAUGUGGAUCAUUACAAACUGAAGUAUGCUCAGCAGCUGAAUGGGGCUGAGAGAGAAGUUAUAGUGUCACAAAGCCAAGACCCUAAGAGCAGGUACACCAUCACAGGUCUGCAGCCUAGCACAUCCUAUCAGAUAAGUGUCCAGACUGUCAGAAGUGGUCUAGAGGGAAAGCCAUCUACUGCAGUUGGGGUUACAGGGAUUGAUGGUCCUAAAAAUUUAGUGACCACAGAGGUGGGUGAGGAUACAGCCAGCCUGUCCUGGAAAGGAUCCCAAGCAGACAUAGAUAAAUAUAUGCUGAGAUAUUCGGCACAUGAUGGGAUCGCUGAAGAGAUAUCCUUGGGCAAAGAGAAGAUUUCAACAUCUCUGAGUAACCUAACGCCUGGCACAGAAUACAUGUUUCAUCUGUGGGCAGAAAAAGGCACCCAACAAAGCAAGAGAACCAGUGUCACAGCAGUGACUGAGAUCGACCCACCAAAGAAUCUGCAAUAUUCUAAAUCACAACCGCAAGCCUCUCUUACCUGGAAUCAACCUAUUGCACAAAUUGAUGGCUAUGUUUUAGUCUUGGAAGACUCUGAUGGAGGCCAGCAGGAGAUUCAGCUGGAUUCUACAGUAAAUAAUUUUGAACUACAAGACCUGAAUAAAGGGCUAAAGUACACAGUCUACCUGCUAGCUUAUAGAGGAGACCGUCGGAGCAGACAAGUCACCACCAGCUUUUAUACAGAUAUUGACCCCCCAACAAACCUGCAAUCUUUUGAUGUUACGCAGACUGAAGCCUCCCUCACGUGGACUCCACCAAGGGCAAAGAUAGAUGGCUACAUACUCACUUAUACGGAUGCAGAUGGCAGCACAGAGGAGAUUCAGCUGGAUUCUUCAAGUAAAAGUUUUGCCAUGAAAAACUUGAAGAAAGGAUUAAAGUACACAGUUUACUUGACAGCUUUCAAAGGAGACAGUAGGAGCAGCCAGGCCAGUACCAUAUUCAGUACAGUUGCCUUUAUUAUCACCCACCCAUCUGACUGCAUUCAAAUCCAACUAAGUGGAAACAGACAAAGUGGUGUAUACACUAUCUACCCAGGUGGUGAUACGGCAAAAGGAGUCAGAGUUUAUUGUGAUCAAGAGACUGAUGGUGGAGGAUGGAUUGUCUUUCAGAGAAGAAACAGUGGAAAGCUUGACUUUUACCAGCGAUGGAGAACUUAUGUGGAGGGAUUUGGUGAUCCAAGUGAUGAAUUCUGGCUUGGUCUUGAGUGGAUACAUAAGCUGACUUCUUCUCCAGGCAAUAACUAUGAAAUACGUGUAGAUCUGCGUGCUGGGGAUGAGUCGGUCUAUGCUUUUUACCGCAAUUUCCGGGUGGGCUCUUCAAAAGACAGGUAUAAACUGUCCAUCAGUGACUACUCUGGCACUGCAGGUGAUGGACUUACAUAUCACAACGGCUGGAAGUUCAGUACAUGGGACAAAGAUAAUGACAUUGCACUUACUAACUGUGCCCUCUCACAUCGUGGAGCCUUUUGGUAUAAAAACUGUCACCUUGCCAACCUGAAUGGGCAGUAUGGAGAAACUGGUCACAGCCAGGGUGUAAAUUGGGAGCCAUGGAAAGGACAUGAGUUUUCUGUCCCCUUUGUUGAAAUGAAGAUGCGUCCCAAUCUAAAGUCCUAGAUAAAGUAUAAAAGAAUGUGAUGGAAGUAGCGUCAGACAUUUACUGUACAUGUAACAUACACAUGAGGAGUGAUAUCCAGUUUUGUUCUCUCAAACACUUACCUUCAUCAGCUUUAUAUGUAGUAGGCCUGAAGCAUAUCAUCCAGCGUUAUAUUGUUCCAAAUGCUGCCAUUCAUCGCUAGUACCAGAUACCAAUGUGCGGCUGUACAAAAGCAAUCACCUGGAUGCUUUUAUUAUGCACAUAGAUAAAAUGUAUUUGUUAAGUGAAGCAAAUACUAAUUCUUCCAUGUAUAUGUGACAAUAGAAACAGAAUUCUGGUACUGCUUUCUUCUACAGCAACUUUAGCUACGGGUUUCCCAUGAGCAAGUUCUUUAUGUGUAACAUUUGUAAAUAGUAUUUUUUUUUUAUUAAAUAAAGUGCUUUAGUUAGUGGCAAAGAAACCUUUGUGAUGCCAAAUAUUCCAAGUUCUUUUAAGCCUGCAUCAACUGUGUUAAAAAUAAAGAAAUCAAACAUGGAUAUUAAA